Messenger RNA from Vanrija pseudolonga, 734 nucleotides. It is a transcript of the gene ccdc25, whose product is annotated as Coiled-coil domain-containing protein 25. The coding region runs from base 69 to 701 and encodes 210 amino acids. The transcript has 10 exons. The record is from RefSeq and is a predicted model, not a curated record. NCBI's taxonomy places the organism in Eukaryota, Fungi, Basidiomycota, Tremellomycetes, Trichosporonales, Trichosporonaceae.
AGGGAUCACAAGCAACGACAAACGACUGCGCAGAUCCCGCAACAACUUGGGCUCAACCGACGCACAUCAUGGUCCUCUUCUUCACGUCAAACGCCGUGUCUCCCCCCGUGACCAUCUACAUGGGGCGGGACAAGGUCGAAAACGAGGAGCUGCUCCGCUACGGCCUGCCGACUGAUGUCUGGUUCCACGUCGACAAGCUCUCCAGUGCCCACGUCUACCUGCGGCAAACGGACGAGCAGCCCCACGGCGAGUGGGACGCGCUGCCAGCUGCGCUGGUCAACGAUGCCGCGCAGCUCGUCAAGGCCAACUCGAUCGAGGGUAACAAGAAGGACAGCAUCACGAUCAUCUACACGCCGUUUACUAAUCUCAAGAAAUCCGGUGACAUGGCCGUGGGCCAGGUCAGCUUCCACUCUGACAAGAAGGUCAAGCGGGUCAAGAUCUCGACGCGCGACAAUGCGAUCGUGAACAGGCUGAACAAGACCAAGGUGGAGAAGGAGGUCGACCACGAGGCAGAGCGCCAGGAGCGCCUGCGCGCCGAGGGACGCAAGAAGAAGUCUGAGGCGAUCGAGCGGGACCGGGCAGCAGCAGAACAAAAGGCACAGUGGGCACAGCAGAAGGCCGACCGCACGUACGAGGGCAUGUUCACCGAAGAGGCCAUUGAGGGCGCCAAAGACGACUGGAGCGACGACGAUUUUAUGUAGGCUGCAGAAGGGAUGGAUGCGGCGUGUUUGGGC